This is a messenger RNA of Aspergillus tanneri, 1638 nucleotides long. RefSeq names its product putative mitochondrial DnaJ chaperone (Mdj1). Lineage: Eukaryota; Fungi; Ascomycota; Eurotiomycetes; Eurotiales; Aspergillaceae. Gene Ontology annotation, biological process: response to heat; protein refolding. Gene Ontology annotation, cellular component: cytoplasm. The coding region runs from base 1 to 1638 and encodes 545 amino acids. Gene Ontology annotation, molecular function: ATP binding; heat shock protein binding. The record is from RefSeq and is a predicted model, not a curated record. The transcript is spliced from 3 exons.
AUGAACGCUACUUCUGCCGCAAUGCCCAAGGCCGCGGCUAUCCCCGCUCGUUUACUCCGGACUUCGCGACGAUACUCUGGCCAGGGCCCGACGACCAGCGUUCGAUCUUCCACCCAGGCCAGGUGUUACUAUGCUUCGACAAUAUGCUCAAUUGAAAAGCGCCCGCGAGAUGGUGUUAGCAACAAGAAACCUGUGUUUCUCUCGUCAAGAAUCUUCCAUACGACUAGUCCUCUGGCGGCGAUUCCCGAUCCAUACAAGGUUUUAGGCGUUGACAAAGGCGCAUCUGCAUCGGAUAUCAAGAAGGCUUACUAUGGAUUGGCGAAGAAAUAUCACCCGGACACCAACAAAGACGCAGAGGCCAAGGAAAAAUUUGCCGAGGCGCAGUCAGCGUACGAGUUACUUUCCGAUGCCAAAAAGCGAGAAAACUACGAUCGAUUCGGUUCCGCAGCUUUUGACCAGAACGGCGGCUUUGAUCCAAACGCAGCCGGCGGUAAUCCGUUUGCUGGCGCCGGAGGUUUCGGUGGCUUUGGAGGCGGGUUUCCUGGGGGAUUUGCAGCCGAUAUCAACUUUGAGGAUCUUUUCGGUGCUUUUGCAGGCGGUGCCCGUCGUGCUGGUCGAGGCCGACGGGGCCCGUUCCAGGAAAUCCUGGUAGGAGAGGACGUCGAGGUCCAAACCAGCAUUUCCUUUAUGGACGCUGCAAAGGGCACUUCGAAAGACAUUGUCAUUAACCCACUCACUCAAUGUGGUACCUGCAAAGGUGAUGGGCUGAAAAAAGGCGCCAAACGCACCCAGUGUCGCCAGUGCAACGGUUCUGGUACCCGAGUGCAUUUCAUGCAGGGAGGCUUUCAGGUGGCAGCCACUUGCGACGCUUGUGGCGGUGUAGGUGUGAUGGUUCCUCGUGGGUCCGAGUGCGGUUCUUGCAACGGCAACGGCGUGGUGAGAGACCGGAAGACGAUCCAGGUGGAUAUACCCGGUGGUGUAGAAGAUGGGAUGCGCUUGCGGGUGGCUGGCGAAGGCGAUGCACCGCCCGCUGGGGUGUCUGCUGCCCCGGGCACUCGGACACAACGCGGUGAUCUAUACGUCUCGAUCCGGGUUUCCCCCGACCAUCGAUUCAGUCGCUCCGGCUCCGAUAUUCUUUACACCGCUUCGAUCCCUCUCACCACUGCUCUCCUUGGUGGUGAAGCGACCGUGCCAACAUUGGACGGCGAAGUCAAGGUCAAGGUUGCAACCGGUACGGGCACUGGCGACCGAAUCACCCUGUCUGGGAUGGGAAUGAAGAAGCUCAGUGGCCGAGCCCGGGGUUUUACUCCUACUGGGGACCUGAAGGUCGAAUUCAAGGUGGCCAUGCCGAAAUACUUGACGAGCAACCAGCGAACCAUUCUGGAAGUUCUCGCGGAUGAGAUGGGCGACAAGACCGCCAAGCGCAUUAUGGACGUUGGGAAGCAGAGCCCUUCUGAACCCCCAUCAUCCCCGUCCGGAGACUCAUCCAAGGGAGAAGGCUUCCUCAAGUCCGCCUGGCACAAGCUCAUGAGCCACAAGAAGGCCUCGGAAUCCUCGAGUUCAACGGACGAGGCGAGCAAGAAGAACGAUUCUGGCGACUCCAGCAAGAAAGACGACAAGAAGUCAGGCUCGAGCUGA